AUGCUACGUGGCGACGGGGGUUUGAGUGAGUGUUCCGGGAGCGACUGCGCGCCGAGCAGCCGGGCGUCGAGCGUGGGCGACGUGCCGCUGCCACCGCUCCCGCCACCGACACCGCCGCCAGACGUGGACGGAAUGGCCGCGGAUGGGAUCUACAGCAUCAUCAAGGAGCUGCGGCGACAGAUUGAGGACCCGGCGACUCAGCAGGACAUCAGGGCGAUGCUGAAGAGGGAUCCCUCUGUCCUGCGCGCUGUUGCCCGCGUGCUGCACGAGUCGUCGCUGCUGCGGCGAGCAGUGGUGAGUGCGAACGGGCAGGUGGGCGAGCAGGUGGUGCCCCUGCCCGAGGCCCCACCCCCGCCCUUGCCGUCGGGGUGCCAUGGCUGGGCUUGA
Molecule: messenger RNA, 387 nt
Organism: Trypanosoma grayi
Lineage: Eukaryota; Euglenozoa; Kinetoplastea; Trypanosomatida; Trypanosomatidae
Exons: 1
Coding region: 1-387 (128 amino acids)
Source: RefSeq, a predicted model, not a curated record